AUGGAAAAUGGAAGACAAAGAGAAUGGGAAGAUGAAUUACAAGAUUUACCAGGGUACAGCACAUAUAAAGAAUUUAAUAGUAUUGAAAAUACAACUAAUGACAACGGUAUAUGUAAGAGAUAUAAUAUAAGCGAUAAGGAGGCUUUAAAAUUUUGUCAAAAGGCAACAAGUAUUGUAAGACAUUUACCUUCGAUAGAGGAUGAUGCAGCUAGAAAGGAUCGUUGUUAUUAUUUCCAGCACUGGUUUUAUGAUCAGAUUAGGAGAAAAUUUAAUAAUAGUGGGAAAAAUAUAAGCAGUACAACUAAUGCUUCUAAUCUUUUUAAAGUAUUAAAGGAAAUUAAUUCAAAAGAAAUGAAAGGAAAGCCAUGUGCCUGUUAUGAUACAGCUGAAGCAUAUGAUGUCAAAGAAGAGAAAGAUCUUCAUGAUUACUUUAAAAAUCAUGCAAAUUUUGAUUGUAAGAAUAAAAAUAAAUAUAAAUGCCAAAAGUAUUAUUAUUAUAUCACUUAUAUUAAUGGACUAUAUGAAAAAUAUAUUGAUGAAAGUGGUGAUUACAGUUGUUGCUAUGCUGGUUCCGUAGAAGAUGAAUGCAGAUCAUACUUCAACUGUGAUGACACAUUUAAUCCAAAGCAUCUCUUACCUAAAUUAGAGAGCGAACUUGAGAGAUUAAACGAAGUAACUGUUUCAGAGGUCAGUACAGUAGAAACAUUGGUGAGGGAGACCCCCGUGGGUCCACUUGCACUACAAGACACUAUAUCAGAUAGUGAUAAUGAACAAGAACAUACUUUAACCACGUUUGACACAUUUUAUGAAGAUAGUAAUUUUACUAGCACCAUAGGAAACGUAUAUAACACAUUGAACUCAAAUUAUUUUCGUCGUAUCAUUGCGGUUGUAUCAAUAGUGGGAACAGCUCUAUUUUUAUACUUUUACUAUAGAGUAACUAAAAAUUAUAUCGUAUCACAUAAACAUUUUCCUUUAAUAUGUAAAUUCAUUUAUACUACACACAUAGGAUCAGGGUUCAAUAAAAAAAAACUGAAAAAAAAAAAACCUUUCUAUAGCAACAGUGUGACAUACCAUGAUGAAUUAUCUGAAUAUAAUCCGAAAAGUAAAUAUUUAAAUGAUGAAAUGUAUAAGCUACAUUUGGCAUAUAAUACUAUACAAGACUCAUUUAGCUAA
Molecule: messenger RNA, 1173 nt
Organism: Plasmodium gonderi
Lineage: Eukaryota; Apicomplexa; Aconoidasida; Haemosporida; Plasmodiidae
Product: variable surface protein
Exons: 3
Coding region: 1-1173 (390 amino acids)
Source: RefSeq, a predicted model, not a curated record